Molecule: messenger RNA, 2000 nt
Organism: Salvia splendens (bonfire salvia)
Lineage: Eukaryota; Viridiplantae; Streptophyta; Magnoliopsida; Lamiales; Lamiaceae
Product: protein tesmin/TSO1-like CXC 5
Exons: 8
Coding region: 301-1791 (496 amino acids)
Biological process (GO): regulation of DNA-templated transcription
Cellular component (GO): nucleus
Source: RefSeq, a predicted model, not a curated record
UCCUCUACUUUCUCUCUCUAAAAAAUUCCCAAACCUCGUUCUCCCUCAAAGAUUUAAACCUAUUUAUUAGCUUCCUUUUGCGGAAAAACAAGAAGAUUCAAUUUUCGUAGAAACGCGCACAAGAUUCCAACCUGCAAUCGUCUCUGAGAGCUAAAUCUCACGAUACGGGGAGGUGAUUAGUGUUUUUAGAGAGAGAAAGAUUUGAAUUUGUGUAUUGUUUUUGUUGCUGAAGACGAGCGUUAAAUCUGUACAAUAAUGCUUGAUGUUCAAAGACUGUAAGUGAUUUUUCCUGAAUCAAGGAUGGAGCAGAGAGAAGGAGCGGGAGAAGCAGCGCCGAUGAUGAGGCAGCUUGAUUUCGCGGCUAAUUUCACGGCUGCCGCGGCGAAUGCUAAUGUCAAGGGGAAUUCGCAGCCAAAGUGGCUGGAGGAGGCGAAUUCGCAGCACGCCAGUGCAGUUUUAGGGCCUCAGUCGGCGCCGCGCCAGUUGGCGCGAACGAAAUUUCCGCCGCGAAAGAUGGUGAUGCCUCCAAAGUCGCCGCAUCGAGAAUUGCCUCAAAUGGCGGAGCAACCACAAUCGCCUCCAGUAGCGCCGGUGCAUGCGCCUAAGCUUGCAUUGCAGCCAUUGCUGAAAAUGGAGUCCCCAAAAUCACGAGAACACAAUCCUGAACAGAAUGGUGGCACUCCGAAGAAGCAGAAGCAAUGCAGGUGUAAGAAUUCAAGAUGCUUGAAGUUGUAUUGUGAAUGCUUUGCUAAUGGAGUAUACUGUGAUGGAUGUAACUGCGUCAAUUGUUACAAUACAAAAGAGAAAGAGGCUGAUCGGAAGGAAGCAAUUGGUGCAGUUUUGGAGAGAAAACCCGAUGCCUUUUAUGGGGCAGAGCAGAGUAGGGGAUGCAAUUGUAAAAGAACUGGUUGUCUCAAGAAGUAUUGCGAGUGCUUCCAGGCAAAUAUUCCUUGUUCCGACAAAUGUAAAUGCGUAGACUGCAAAAACUUUGAAGGAUGUGAAGAGAGGAAAGCUCGUCUAUAUCACCAUUCAGCAGAUUCAGUGGCAUUUAUCCAGCAAGCCAACGCAGCUAUAAAUGGAGCUAUUGGACCUCCAAGCAAGAAGAAAGUUGCAUUUGAUGAGACAUCUAGGGGAAAAAUUACUAAAUGGCUUCCAGAAUCUCACCAGGAACCUUGCUUCUCACCUGGAACCUCAUAUUUGCCAUCAUUUGUUCAGCCGUCUAAACCAGACCCUACUAAUUUAGGAUUUUCUAAAUCCUUGUACAGGUCUCCUCUAAGUGGCAUCCUCCGAUUACAACAUGUCAAUGACUUCUGCAAACAUUUGGUUGAAGUUUCAACAGAAGCAGCCAAGACUCUUCCAGAAGAACGAAAAAUGAUCAAUGGUGGCAUUGAUGUGAAUAGGGCUGCAACUUUGUGUGGGCACUAUGAAGACAGUAAUGAUCAUCAAAACCAACAGAAUGCUGUGGAGUUUCCAGAAAACACAGGAAAUAGGGAUAGAGCUUCGCUGCGUGAAAGUGAUGGCUAUGAUAUUCAAAAUGGGAGACCGUUGUCUCCAGGAACACUUGCAUUAAUGUGUGACGAACGAGAUGCAGCAUUUAUGGCGGAUAAUGCUCCAUCUACAGUCGCAGAAUCUGAUACAAGGACCAACUCAGAAUCAGCAUCUGCACUUGGCCCCGACCAGUUAUAUGUUGAACAAGAAAGGCUUGUUCUAACCAAGCUUCGCUGUUUUCUCAAUGGACUCAUCACCUGUGGCUCCAUAGAAGAAACGAGAAAAAAGCCGGAAGUCCCCUAGGCUUCUAUGGAGCAAAUGCGUUGCCGGUGAUUGACUAGUACAUAAUCGAAAGGCAGAUGAGCCCUUUUUUGCCGUAAUGCUGCAAGAAUCGUUCUGUAAAUGCUAGGGGGUUCAACCAGAUUAGGAUUUCAUAUUUUUGUACCACUACUAUUUAUAAAUGUUUAUACAAUCUUUUGUGAUAAUAUAGACCUCUCUCUCUCUCUCCUUUA